Eremomyces bilateralis CBS 781.70 is the source of this 2485-nucleotide messenger RNA. RefSeq lists its product as uncharacterized. Gene Ontology annotation, cellular component: nucleus. The coding region runs from base 281 to 2455 and encodes 724 amino acids. Gene Ontology annotation, molecular function: sequence-specific DNA binding; DNA-binding transcription factor activity, RNA polymerase II-specific; zinc ion binding. Lineage: Eukaryota; Fungi; Ascomycota; Dothideomycetes; Eremomycetales; Eremomycetaceae. The record is from RefSeq and is a predicted model, not a curated record. The transcript has 4 exons. Gene Ontology annotation, biological process: positive regulation of transcription by RNA polymerase II; DNA-templated transcription.
CACAGAUGGAAAGUCUAAGGUGAAAAUUCUGCUGUCUCGCUUUCAAUUAUCACAGAGCACUCGAUCCGAAUCGUAGAGUUCCGAUUUCGACAGCAAGUGACGACAGGGAGUUUGGUACUCACAUAGUGCCUCCUGUCCAAUAAUCCCGGUGGUAGAACGGUGAGACAGUUGACGCGACGCGCCGCCCGCUAGAUCUUCGGCCUACAUCCAUCAUUUACGGGCCAGGGAACACUGCAGAUCGAGGAUAGGUGAGCGCAAGAGCAGGCGCAGCAUCGCCGCGAUGCCUCAAUACCCGCCCCCGCCGCCACCCGACCAGCAGCAUUAUCAUCCAAAUCAUCCCAUCUACCCAUCAUCAACCUCCACGCAGCCCGUCAGUCCAUCGCUGCGGCACGACUCCGGUCCGUACGUGGGACCCAAUUCCGCCGAGCACAACGAGGCCUUGACCUUGGCCGAGCAACUGCGGAGUGUCGUGCAACCGGCGCAGCACAGCGAACAUGAUCCUGCCCUCGGCCACGUCGGCAUCCACGGUCCCCCUCAGGUUGUCCCCGCCGCUGGACCAGCUUCGGUCCCCGGCCAGACGCAGGACAGUCAGAAGCAGCACCGCCUGCGAAAAGCUUGUGAUGCAUGUGGAGAACGAAAGGUUCGCUGCUCGGACACCUUGCCAUGUGAGCCAUGCCAGCGGUUAGGGAUCGAGUGUACUUUCGAUCGGCCCAGCAAGCGUCGAGGCCCUCCAAAUCGAGUGGCAGAGAGGAGGAAGCGGACCAAACUCACCGGAGAAGGGGAGCUCGUCGGACAGUCUGGAGCGUCGUCUCCAACCCAGAUGGCUCAUGCGCUCACCGCUCUGAAAUCGCCUUCAACAAUAGGCGUCGAGUCUAUCUGUUCCCGGGAGAUUGUCUCUCGCCUGGUUGACGACUUUUUCACCUAUAUUCACCCUCUCUGUCCUUUCCCGCAUCGACCGACGUUCCGGGCCCAAUUCGAUAGUGGAGAGGACUACCGCAACCCCCCCUUCCUGGCGCUUCUCGCUUCGAUGGUUGCCAUCUUGACCGCAUCGUUCCCUCGAAAAGUGCGGGAAGAGUUGAAUGCCUUUAACCAAGGUGAUCUCUUUCCCACGCACUCGCAUCUGAUUCAACGUUGCUUGGAGGUCUGUUCGGAUUCUCGGGGUUUCAAUUACGUUGACAAGGAAGAUAUCAACGUGAACGAUGCAGCGACAAGCUACUUCAUCGGACUUACCCAUGCAUAUACUUUUCGAUCGGUGCAGACCAUCCUCUCUCUCUCAGAAUGCUUGACCAUCCUGCGGCUCCUUGGGCUCCAUCGUUCGGAGUCCAGGCAGCGGUCAGAUGAUCAGAGUUCCGACGGGGGACGCUCAUCUCCUGAUCUUGUGACUCAGGAAAUCGGAAGGAGGAUAUUCUGGACAGUGUUCGUGAGUAUCAGAACAAUGGACAUCUUCACAAGGGACGGACCAAUUAUCAUCCUUCCUGAGACUCCAACCUUCACUUAUCCGCCCAAGCCAGUGGAGGUGGAUGACGAGUUUCUCCAUCCAGACAAUAUCGAGAACCAGCCUGCCAAUGUAGUCUCCUUUCUCACCGGAUUCAACGCCAAUGUCCGCAUCUACCAGAGCGUCGAUGGGAUCUUAGCCGUCGACUACUCAUCGGGCGUCCUUUCAUCCACGCAAGGUCAACUGCGGAAGAAGGCCCUUGAGGCGGGACUACGCAACUGCCACGACGCCAUCAACGAGCUCCCCCCGGAGCUGAAGGUUUGGUCACCGUACAAUCAGCAUGUACCGUUCGGCCUGCCAUUUUGGGAGGCGCCGUCUGGGUAUAGUAGCGCGACCCAAGCAAUCGCCGGCGCAGCUCUCACAGGUACUUCCGGCGGCGAAAUCCUCGACCGACGCAAGAUUCAGUACGAGAUUCAAAAGGCGAACAUCUAUGCCAGUCAGUUAAGUACUCGUGUCUACAUCGUCGACCGAUACUCGGGAAUGGCCCAAACCAUCAAUGGCAAAGGAGAUCCUGGCAAGUCCGCUGAAGGAGGCAACGCUCCGCCCAUUAGCAACACCAGCUUCGAGCGAAAUGUCUCUUCACCAGAGGCAGUUAUCAAGAUAUCGGAAGAGGAUAUGACCCAAGAGAGGGAAAGCAUCAUCCAAGGUCUCCUGACUAUGGUGAAAAGUGUCAGCAGAGUCCACAUGGAGCCCAAUUCCAUCAGCUUUAGCAUGAAAGUGCGACAGGUGGCCUCGCUUCUAUUGAAUUCGUCGUCGAAUUCCAAAUCCUUCGCCGCUUUACGCGACCAAACGCUCUUACCGCUUGUCGACCUGAUGUCGCGCCUAGAACGAAUGGGACCCGACAGCGGCGCCUCGGAUGCUUCGAACGGCGAUGAAUCCGACCUUCGGAGGUGGGCCGACAUUCGGGAUUACCAGGCCAAACUAGCUGCGAGGGCCGACGUUGCCAGCAGUUUUGAGUAAGCACGCGAGGCAGGUGCUGCACAAAGCACC